AUGGUUCUUGCACCCCACCCAAAUCCAGAUGGCCCCGUGCUGUCGCACUUUGACCUCUCAGGCAAGACAGCCCUGGUGACGGGAGGAUGCCGGGGGAUCGGCCUGGAAGUAACCAAGGGCCUUUGCGAGGCCGGGGCCAAAGUAGCCAUUAUGUACACGAGCACCGCCCCGGCCGAGGCCGAUGCAGUAGCCUCGAGCAUCUUGUCGGCGAACGGCGGCCGCCCUGUCAAGGCGUAUAAGUGCAACGUCCGGAACACGAGCGAGGUUGAGGCCAUAAUCGAGGCCGUGGCCAGGGAGAUGGGGGGAGGGAGGCUGGACGUUGUGGUGGCGAACGCGGGCAUCGCCGACCACAUCGCUGCGGUGGACUACCCCGAGGACAAGUUCCGGGAUAUGUUCGACGUCAAUAGGCAAUGGGAGGCCGGCGGGAAGACCGCCGACCACCGGGCGUCCAUCAUCUUCACUGCCACGGUGUCGGCGACGCUGGUCAACAUACCGCAGAAGCAGGCUGCGUACAACGCGAGCAAGGCGGCCCUCGUGCACCUGUCCAACUCUCUUGCUGUCGAGUGGGUGGAUUUCGCCAGGGUGAACUGCAUCUCGCCGGGUUUCAUUGAUACGGACAUGCUCAAAGUCCACCCCGAGGCCUGGAGGAACCAGUGGUUCUCAAUGAUCCCCGGUCGCAGACUUUGUAAGGCGGCAGAGCUUAAAGGUGCAUAUGUUUUCCUGGCCAGCGACGCCAGUACUUAUAUGACCGGAGCCGACAUGAUCAUCGAUGGCGGGUACACUUUACCCUGA
Molecule: messenger RNA, 792 nt
Organism: Diaporthe citri
Lineage: Eukaryota; Fungi; Ascomycota; Sordariomycetes; Diaporthales; Diaporthaceae
Exons: 4
Coding region: 1-792 (263 amino acids)
Cellular component (GO): intracellular anatomical structure
Molecular function (GO): oxidoreductase activity, acting on NAD(P)H, oxygen as acceptor
Source: RefSeq, a predicted model, not a curated record